Chionomys nivalis (European snow vole) is the source of this 1002-nucleotide messenger RNA. It is a transcript of the gene Hoxa1, whose product is annotated as homeobox A1. Gene Ontology annotation, molecular function: DNA-binding transcription factor activity, RNA polymerase II-specific; RNA polymerase II cis-regulatory region sequence-specific DNA binding. The record is from RefSeq and is a predicted model, not a curated record. Gene Ontology annotation, biological process: regulation of transcription by RNA polymerase II. Gene Ontology annotation, cellular component: nucleus. The transcript is spliced from 2 exons. The coding region runs from base 1 to 1002 and encodes 333 amino acids. Lineage: Eukaryota; Metazoa; Chordata; Mammalia; Rodentia; Cricetidae.
AUGGACAAUGCAAGAAUGAGCUCCUUCCUGGAAUACCCCAUCCUUGGCAGUGGCGACUCCGGGACCUGCUCUGCGCGAACCUACCCCUCUGACCAUGGGAUUACAACUUUCCAAUCCUGCGCGGUCAGUGCCAACAGCUGCGGCGGCGACGACCGCUUCCUAGUGGGCAGGGGGGUGCAGAUCAGCUCGCCCCACCACCACCACCACCAUCACCACCCCCAGCCGGCUACUUACCAGACUUCUGGGAGCCUGGGGGUUUCCUACUCCCACUCGAGUUGUGGUCCAAGCUAUGGCGCGCAGAACUUCAGUGCGCCUUAUGGCCCCUAUGGAUUAAAUCAGGAAGCAGACGUAAGUGGUGGGUACCCCCCGUGCGCUCCCGCUGUUUACUCUGGAAAUCUCUCAUCUCCCAUGGUCCAGCAUCACCACCACCACCAGGGUUAUGCUGGGGGCACGGUGGGCUCGCCUCAAUACAUUCACCACUCUUAUGGACAAGAGCACCAGAACUUGGCCCUGGCCUCGUAUAAUAACUCCUUAUCCCCUCUCCACGCCAGCCACCAAGAAGCCUGUCGCUCCCCUGCUUCAGAGACGCCUUCUCCAGCGCAGACCUUUGACUGGAUGAAAGUUAAAAGGAACCCUCCCAAAACAGGGAAAGUUGGAGAGUAUGGCUAUGUGGGUCAACCCAAUGCAGUGCGCACCAACUUCACCACCAAGCAGCUCACGGAGCUGGAGAAGGAGUUCCACUUUAACAAGUACCUGACCCGAGCGCGCAGGGUGGAGAUAGCCGCAUCCCUACAGCUCAAUGAGACCCAGGUGAAGAUCUGGUUCCAGAAUCGCCGCAUGAAGCAGAAGAAGCGUGAGAAGGAGGGGCUCCUGCCCAUCUCUCCGGCUACUCCUCCUGGCAGCGACGAGAAAGCUGAAGAAUCUUCUGAAAAAUCCAGCUCCUCACCCUGCGUCCCUUCUCCGGCAUCAUCUACCUCAGACACCCUGACUACCUCCCAUUGA